UCAGAGUUGAAAAAUGGGAAGUAAUGCAGCUUUAGCUGUCACAGCAGCUAACAUGGUGGAAGUUUUAAACUCCGGGAAGGAACAGCUUAAUUAAACAUUCACUCUGGAGAAAAUGAACCACACAGAAACAUAACCGCGCGUCCUGCCCGAUUCUGCAAUGCUGUGUGCGGGUGUUAAAGCCGUGAGGUCGUCGGUGUCAUUACGAAAGCAGUUAUGGACGAGUCAUGUUCACAGCGGGAUUGUUCACCACCUCCCUGCAGGACCAAAUUCGCCUGCUGCUCCUCCUGUUCUGACGGACUCUUCUGAGCCCGCCAACACAGAACAAAAACAUGACUCUAUCUCCACUUGGACCCCCGCCCAGGGUCCCCCACCGCUUCCCACGCACUGCUGCAUGAGUGGCUGUCACAACUGUGUAUGGAUUGAACACGCAGAGCAGCUGCUGGAGUACUACAACGAUGGAAGCGAGCAAGCGCUCGUUGCUAUUGAGGAGAACGUCCUCGAUGAGAACCUUAAAACUUACCUGAAGAUGGAGAUCAGACUCUUAAAAAAGACGUGACCGUCGCAGCCAAAAACCCUUCACAGGCUGAUAUUUUACAGCACACAGUGUACCUCCACAUUUUCACUCCUCCUUCAUCCUGUGGGUCCCACAGUAUAUGUCUAAUUUUAGAAAGAUGGCAGACGUUGACAGAUAAGACUUUGGGUCUUUGAUGGUCGUUGUUAUGUUGCACUUAUCUAAUAUUUGCUUCAACAAAGCAGGAAAAAAAGGAGUUGCCAUCUGGCAGGUUGCUGGAAAUCAUAAAUACUCAGGAUAAAAAUACUCUUUGAUUUUUACUGGAAUCUGUUCAGACCUGCUUUGGCCUUUAUUUCAUUUAGACAGUGCAGAUCUGUCAGGAUGUCAAGAAAUCUCAACCAUGAAAGAAAAAACACAAACACUUAAAUUUGCAAAGGCCGGAGAAAUUUAUUAGGAAUAUCAAACUAAUUCAUUUGAAAAUGAAAGCAACUCAUUGUAAAAGAGUUGAGGCAAGAAGUAUUUCUCCAAACUUUGAGUGUUUUUAAGUUAUCUAAGGUUCCAGCUUCCUGUGUGGCUUCAUAGUGUACAGAGAACAGAUGGCAGUCGGACCCUUUUAGAUCUUGACAUGUUCGUUUUUUUCUUAAGGAAGGGUUAUUCAUGUUGUUCAUACAGGGUCCUUGAAGUUCACAGUGUGAAAUGUUAUUUUUCUGUUAGAACCUUGUUUGUUGGUCCAGCUCAGUUGUGGUUCAUGUUCAGUGUCUCCGCCUGUCUGUGCUGCUUAAUAACCCCAGGGCAGAUGUUAUCGAUGGGGGCGUUCUGUUGCAAAACUACAGAAUCAUGAAGAUGGACUACAAACAGGUCCUCUUAGAUUUCUUUGCUAGUCAUGCAGGCUGACCAAAGACAAUCCAGUGAAAAAUAGCAUUUUAUUACCAAAUAUUUGUAAUAGGAAAUGUUAUUCACUCUGCUGUCCACUCAUACAUUUCUCUUGGUGCUGAAGAGAUGCUUUUCACCUCAGUGCAAGAUUUUCUUUGUGGGUCAUAUGACUUGUUGGAAGGUGUUAUUUCUUUUCAUAAAGUGUAUCUUCUGUUAAAGGAGGUGAUGAAGUAUUAAAGCACAUUUCCUUAGUAUUUGGAGAAUUCAGUCAGGUCUGAUUAUUAAGGCCUCACUCAAAUCAAAACCUGCCACAACUUUUGUUUCCAACAGUCUGAAGUUGUGCACAGACUGCAGUCCCAGCCGGUGGUCUGCUAUAAAGCAUAAGAUUGCAUCAUAACACAGUCCAACGAUUCUCUACAUGAAAGACCAUCGUUACUGUGAAUAAACAUAAAACAAACUAGUCCAGUGAAGAAAUAAAUAGCUUGAGUUUUCAGGGGUCUGAAACUGCAGCUUUUUAGAAGGUGUGAUGAGUUUUUGUCCCUUUCUGGUGAAUGUUUGCAAGUAAUAGUUGUAAUGUGCACAGCAUCACGAGCUGACAAGAGGAGCAAUGUUUGAAACUUCAGGGAUGUCUGAAUUGUUGUCACGUGCUGUUUGGUGUUUGAUUGGUUUGCAUUGUGUCUUUACAGCAUUUGCACCUUUGAAGCAUCAGAACAACACUUUGCCUCUCUGUAUUUGAGUUUAUUUAAAUUAUAUUAGAAAUUAGUUUUAAUCCAAUGCUUGUUAAAUAAAUAUUUUUUAUUUACUGUCAGA
Molecule: messenger RNA, 2194 nt
Organism: Oreochromis aureus
Lineage: Eukaryota; Metazoa; Chordata; Actinopteri; Cichliformes; Cichlidae
Gene: oxld1
Product: oxidoreductase-like domain containing 1
Exons: 2
Coding region: 158-556 (132 amino acids)
Cellular component (GO): mitochondrion
Source: RefSeq, a predicted model, not a curated record